AUGUUGAUCUCAGAUAAGUAUGCCACUUCUGCAAACAGAAGUAAACAUUUGGAUCUGGGCUAUCCAAUUACUACCGUGCUUGGCACUAAACUGUACAUGGAUCCGAAUUUGUUUGGUGUAAAGGUCGCAGUCAGGGACAGCGAAGGACACGAAAUCGUUGUCUCUACUGCUGAUGCAGAGCACAAGGAUUACCUUUUGAACCAGCUACCCCACAAUAUCCGUGAAAUAGCUUUAAUCGUGCUCCAAUUCCGUGCCGAGGUAGAAAUUGGCACUGAUGUAAAACCUAGCGAUAUGAAUAAGUAUGAACGCACUCUCAUCGAUUAUUUC
Messenger RNA from Cylicostephanus goldi, 327 nucleotides. Lineage: Eukaryota; Metazoa; Nematoda; Chromadorea; Rhabditida; Strongylidae. The record is from the annotation of a GenBank genome assembly.